Messenger RNA from Aphanomyces astaci, 699 nucleotides. RefSeq lists its product as hypothetical. Gene Ontology annotation, biological process: proteolysis. Bases 1 to 699 code for a protein of 232 amino acids. Gene Ontology annotation, molecular function: serine-type endopeptidase activity. NCBI's taxonomy places the organism in Eukaryota, Oomycota, Saprolegniomycetes, Saprolegniales, Verrucalvaceae. The record is from RefSeq and is a predicted model, not a curated record. The transcript has a single exon.
AUGGCCUCGACUAGGGCGUAUGUGACGCACCUGAGUAUCGAACGCACGCACAAGUUCUUCCCUUGUGUUGGGGCACUCGUCGCUCCGAACAUGGUGUUGUUUUCCGCCAACUGCUUCAAUUCCAGCACGAUUGGAAUGUCUCCAAACGAAGCCAUCUCUGUCGCAUCGACCUACCCAAACAAAUCUGGCUAUGACGAAUGGAUCCCCAUCGUCCAACGACACUACCAUCCAAAACUCGACGAAAUGAACCAGGAAUACGACGUGGUGGUGGUCAAAUUGAAGACUCCAAGCCGGUACCCCCCUGUCAAAAUUCACUGGGGCGACAUGGACCCCGGGAUCAACGUGGGAGUCAAUGGAUGGAUUCUGAGCCAACCCGAACGACCCGCCUUUCAACCGAACAUGACUCUACUCGACAACAAGGACUGUCAAGAACGAAUGAACGAUGCUGCUCCACCUUCGUUCACCAUCUGCGACUCAAUUCAGUGUGCGUGGAAUUCUGACAACGCAAAAUGCGCCGAGUACACUAGUGGCCCUCGCGAGGAAGUGCUGUUGAAUGGGCCUCUCGUGGUGGUGUUGAAUGGUAAAGAUCACUUGAUUGGCAUCAGUCUUGCGCCAGGCCAUUGCUCGCCACUUCCCUACAUGUAUACUCGUCUAUCGACGAUGCGCGAUUUCAUUGAACCGUUCGUCAGCGGAAUCUAA